Tupaia belangeri chinensis (Chinese tree shrew) is the source of this 6119-nucleotide messenger RNA. It is a transcript of the gene ABCA4, whose product is annotated as ATP binding cassette subfamily A member 4. The coding region runs from base 60 to 5126 and encodes 1688 amino acids. Gene Ontology annotation, molecular function: lipid carrier activity; ATP hydrolysis activity; ATP binding. The record is from RefSeq and is a predicted model, not a curated record. Gene Ontology annotation, cellular component: membrane; intracellular membrane-bounded organelle. Gene Ontology annotation, biological process: transmembrane transport; lipid transport. Lineage: Eukaryota; Metazoa; Chordata; Mammalia; Scandentia; Tupaiidae. The transcript is spliced from 38 exons.
UGUAUGUAUGUGUAUAUGUGUGUGUGCACGUGUGCAGUUGAAUCUUUAGGGUUGGUCAGAUGCUCAACCUUUGUGAUUAUUUGCAGUGCUUGAUCCUGGAUAAGUUUGAAAGCUACGACGAUGAAAUUCAGCUCACCCAAAGAGCCCUGUCUCUGCUGGAAGAAAACAAGUUCUGGGCUGGGGUGGUAUUCCCUGACAUGUAUUCCUGGACCAGCUCCCUGCCACCUCACGUGAAGUAUAAGAUCCGGAUGGACAUAGAUGUAGUGGAGAAAACCAAUAAGAUCAAAGACAGGUACUGGGAUUCUGGCCCCCGCGCUGAUCCUAUAGAAGAUUUCCGAUACAUCUGGGGAGGGUUUGCCUAUCUACAGGACAUGGUUGAACAGGGCAUCACUAGGAGUCAGGCCCAGGUUGGAUCUCCCGUUGGAAUUUAUCUCCAGCAGAUGCCUUACCCCUGCUUCGUGGACGACUCUUUUAUGAUCAUCCUGAACCGUUGUUUCCCUAUCUUCAUGGUGUUGGCGUGGAUCUACUCUGUCUCCAUGACUGUAAAGAGCAUCGUUUUGGAGAAGGAAUUAAGACUAAAGGAGACUCUGAAAAAUCAAGGUGUCUCCAAUGCAGUGAUUUGGUGUACCUGGUUCCUGGACAGCUUCUCUAUCAUGUUAAUGAGCAUCUUACUCCUAACUCUAUUUAUCACGCAUGGACGAAUCCUACACUACAGUAAUCCAUUCAUCCUCUUCCUGUUCCUGACGGUUUUCUCCACUGCUACAAUCAUGCAGUGCUUCCUGCUCAGCACCUUCUUCUCCAAGGCCAGCCUGGCAGCAGCCUGCAGCGGUGUCAUCUACUUCACACUCUACCUGCCGCAUAUCCUGUGCUUUGCCUGGCAGGACCGGAUGACGGCUGAGCUGAAGCAGGCCGUGAGCCUGCUGUCGCCUGUGGCAUUUGGGUUUGGCACUGAGUACCUGGUUCGCUUUGAGGAGCAAGGCCUGGGGCUGCAGUGGACCAACAUCGGGAGCAGUCCCAUGGAAGGUGACGACUUCAGUUUCCUGAUGUCCAUGAAGAUGAUGCUCUUCGAUGCUGCUCUGUACGGCUUGCUUGCUUGGUACCUUGACCAGGUGUUUCCAGGGGACUAUGGAACCCCACUUCCUUGGUUCUUCUUUCUACAAGAGUCUUAUUGGCUUGGAGGUGAAGGGUGUUCAACCAGAGAAGAAAGGGCCCUGGAAAAGACUGAGCCUGUAACUGAGGAAAUGGAGGAUCCCGAACGCCCAGGAGGAAUGCAUGAAUCCUUCUUUGAACGUGAGCUUCCAGGAUUGGUUCCUGGAGUAUGUGUGAAGAAUCUGGUAAAGAGUUUUGAGCCGUAUGGUCGGCCAGCUGUGGACCGUCUUAACAUUACCUUCUAUGAGAACCAGAUCACCGCAUUCCUUGGUCACAAUGGAGCAGGGAAAACCACUACCUUGUCUAUCCUGACAGGGCUGUUGCCACCAACAUCGGGGACUGUGCUCAUUGGGGGAAAGGACAUUGAAACCAGCCUGGACGCGAUCCGGCAGAGCCUCGGCAUGUGUCCACAGUACAACAUCCUGUUCCACCACCUCACGGUGGCUGAACACAUCCUGUUCUAUGCCCAGCUGAAGGGGAAGUCCUGGGGUGAGGCCCAGCUGGAGAUGGAGACCAUGUUAGAGGACACAGGCCUCCACCACAAGAGGAACGAAGAGGCUCAGGAUCUAUCAGGUGGCAUGCAGAGGAAGUUGUCUGUUGCCAUCGCCUUUGUGGGAGACGCCAAGGUGGUUGUUCUGGAUGAGCCCACCUCCGGAGUGGACCCAUACUCAAGGCGCUCGAUCUGGGACCUCCUUCUGAAGUACCGCUCAGGCAGGACCAUCAUCAUGUCCACACACCACAUGGAUGAGGCUGACAUUCUGGGAGACCGCAUCGCCAUCAUUUCCCAGGGGAAGCUCUACUGCUCGGGCACCCCGCUGUUCCUGAAGAAUUGCUUUGGCACAGGCUUCUACCUAACUUUAGUGCGCAAGAUGAAAAACUUCCAGAGCCAAAGAGACGGCUGUGAGGAAACUUGCAGCUGUGCGUCGAAGGGCUUCUCCAGCAGGUGUCCAGCCUGUGUCGAUGAGAUAACUACAGAGCAAGUCUUGGACGGGGAUGUGAACGAGCUCACAGACGUGGUUCGUCACCACGUGCCAGAGGCAAAGCUGGUGGAAUGCAUUGGUCAAGAACUUAUCUUCCUUCUUCCAAAUAAGAAUUUCAAGCAGAGAUCGUAUGCCAGCCUUUUCAGAGAGCUGGAGGACACGCUGCCUGACCUGGGGCUCAGCAGUUUCGGGAUUUCUGACACUCCCCUGGAAGAGAUCUUUCUGAAGGUCACAGAGGAUUCCGAUUCUGGACCCCUAUUAGCUGAUGGUGGCACUCAGCAGAAAAAAGAAAACCUCAGCCUCCGACAGCCUUGCUUGAGUCCCAGUGAGGAGGCCAAACAGACUUCGCAGGACUCCAACGUCUGUUCUGCAGCAGCAGCUGCUCCCCCGGAGGGUCAGCCUCCCACAGGGCCAGAGGACCCCCGCACCCAGCUCAACACGGGAACACAACUCUUACUGCAGCACGUGCAGGCGCUGCUGGUCAAGCGGUUCCACCACACCCUCCGCAGUCGUAAGGACUUCCUGGCCCAGAUUGUGCUCCCGGCUUCCUUUGUGUUUUUGGCUCUCAUGCUUUCCAUCGUUGUCCCUCCUUUUGGUGAAUAUCCUGCCUUGACCCUUCACCCUUGGAUGUAUGGGCAGCAGUAUACCUUCUACAGCAUGGAUGACUCGAACAGUGAGCAUCUCGAACUGCUGGCGGAUGUCCUCCUGAACAAGCCAGGCUUUGGCAACCGCUGCCUGAAGGAAGAGUGGCUUCCGGAGUACCCCUGUGGCAAUUCCACCCCCUGGAAGACUCCUGCAGUGUCCCCGAACAUCACCCACCUGUUUCAGAAGCAGGAGUGGCUGCCAGAGCACCCCUCACCGGCCUGCAGGUGCAGUACCAGGGAGAAACUCACCAUGCUGCCCGAGUGCCCCGAAGGUGCUGGAGGGCUCCCACCCCCUCAGAGAACACAGCGCAGCACUGAAAUUCUUCAAGACCUCACAAACAGGAACAUCUCUGACUUCUUGGUAAAAACGUAUCCUGCUCUUAUAAGAAGCAGCUUAAAGAGCAAAUUCUGGGUCAAUGAACAGAGGUAUGGAGGAAUCUCCAUUGGAGGAAAGCUACCAGUCCCCCCUUUCACUGCGGACACACUCGUGGGUUUUUUAAGUGCUCUUGGCCAGAUGAUGAACGUGAGCGGGGGUCCUAUCACCAGAGAAGCUUCUAAAGAAAUGUCUGAUUUCCUUAAAUAUCUAGAAACUGAAGACAAUCUUAAGGUGUGGUUUAACAACAAAGGUUGGCACGCUAUGGUCAGCUUUCUCAACGUGGCCCACAAUGCCAUCUUAAGGGCCAACCUGCAUGAGACAAGGGACCCUGAGGAGUACGGAAUCACCGUCAUCAGCCAGCCUUUGAACCUGACCAAGGAGCAGCUCUCGGAGAUCACAGUGUUGACCACUUCAGUGGAUGCCGUGGUUGCCGUUUGUGUGAUUUUCGCCAUGUCUUUCGUCCCAGCCAGCUUCGUCCUUUAUUUGAUACAUGAGAGAGUGAACAAAGCCAAGCACCUGCAGUUUGUCAGCGGAGUGGGCCCCAUCACCUACUGGCUGACCAGCUUCCUCUGGGACAUUGCAAAUUACUCCGUGAGUGCUGGGCUGGUGGUGGGCAUCUUCAUGGGGUUUCAAAAGAAAGCCUACACUUCUCCCAACAAUCUUCCUGCCCUUGUUGCACUACUCAUGCUGUACGGAUGGGCAGUCAUUCCCAUGAUGUACCCAGCAUCCUUCCUGUUUGAUGUCCCCAGCACAGCCUAUGUGGCUUUGUCUUGUGCUAAUCUGUUCAUCGGCAUCAACAGCAGUGCCAUCACGUUUGUCUUGGAAUUAUUUGAGAAUAACCAGAUGCUGAUCAGGCUCAAUGCUGUGCUGAGGAAGCUGCUCAUCGUCUUCCCCCACUUCUGCCUGGGCCGGGGCCUCAUUGACCUGGCGCUAAGCCAGGCUGUGACCGACGUCUAUGCCCGCUUUGGUGAGGAGCAUGCUUCAAAUCCAUUCCAGUGGGACCUGAUUGGGAAGAACCUGGUUGCCAUGGCAGCAGAAGGGGUGGUGUACUUCCUCCUGACCCUCCUCAUCCAGCACCGCUGCACCCUCUCCCGGUGGAAUGCUGAACCCCCUAAGGAGCCCAUUGUUGAAGAAGAUGAUGAUGUGGCUCAAGAAAGACAAAGAAUUAUUAGUGGAGGAAGUAGCAAUGAUAUCUUAAGGCUAAAUGAAUUAACCAAGAUUUAUUCAGGCACCUCCAGCCCAGCAGUGGACAGGCUGUGCGUCGGAGUCCGCCCCGGAGAGUGCUUUGGCCUCCUGGGAGUGAAUGGUGCUGGCAAAACAACCACAUUCAAGAUGCUCACUGGGGACACCACGGUGACAUCAGGUGAUGCCAUUGUAGCGGGCAAGAGCAUUUUAACCAACAUUUCUGAAGUACAUCAAAGUAUGGGUUACUGUCCUCAGUUUGACGCGAUCGAUGACCUGCUCACAGGGCGAGAACAUCUUUACCUUUAUGCCCGGCUUCGAGGUGUGCCAGCAGAGGAAAUCGAGAGGGUUGCAAACCAGAGCAUUCAGAGCCUGGGCCUGUCUCAAUAUGCAGACCGCCUGGCCGGCACGUACAGCGGGGGAAACAAACGAAAACUCUCCACGGCCAUUGCCCUCCUUGGCGGUCCACCACUGGUGCUACUGGAUGAGCCCACGACAGGGAUGGACCCCCAGGCACGCCGCAUGCUGUGGAACACCAUCGUAGGCAUCAUCCGCCAAGGCAGAGCCGUGGUCCUCACGUCUCACAGCAUGGAAGAGUGUGAGGCGCUGUGCACCCGUCUUGCCAUCAUGGUGAAGGGCACCUUUCGGUGUCUGGGCACCAUUCAGCACCUCAAGUACAAUGUCUCACCAAUUACUCCGACGGAUCCAGGACCUGUGACCUAUUUAAGAAGACUCCACAGCCAAUGUGUGACUGACGGGGAGAACAGCAGCUUCAGAACCAGUGUUCCUUUCUAGCUUACCGCAUGCUGUUGAGUUUGAGAAAUGACCGUACGUCGUAUGGCAAACCAACCAUGCCAGUACUCUUCUGAGGAAUUAUCCUGUGCUCAUAAAUUAUGAACGGUUGAAUGUCCCCCUUUAUUAGCAGCAGUUUGUGUGGCAAAUACGAAUAUCAUACUAUUACCAUGCUCAGCUACAUGCCAGUAUGCUCAGGAAAGAGCGGGUUUGUAGUUAGUGCUCAUCUAUCUAACAAACAUGUAAUGGAGCCCAGAGUAUAAAAGGCACCGAGCUAGCUGGAGAGAGGACAGAGCGUAACCCACCUUAUCCUGAGGUACCCGUGGGAGUGGGUGGGUGUGUGGCCCAGGAGACGUCAUCCUUCCUGUGACGCAGGCAGAUACAUGACUGAGAGGAAGAGUAGUGGGCUCGCAGCAUUUGGCAGAUGGGUUUCUGACCUGGGAUUUCUUACCCAGCCACAGCUUAGACAUUGCGCAGAUGGCAACAGGGACAUCACGUGAGGUCACCAGACCUAUGUCAGCAACUUCCUGUGUCCAACUGCUGGAGAAAUGGGUGUUUUCAUACUCCUCUGGGAGGGCUAUGGAAAGCUGAUUUUUCUGAAGCUGAAAGGUGAAAGGCUUCUCACUGCAGAGGGAAAGCUCUGGAUCAUGGAGGGAGCUUCUGUCCAACACGGUACUCCUGCUGUAGCUAUGUGCAGACAGCCCCGACCAUGUACUCACUGUCUGGUGGACCAUCCUUCAUCCAUAUCAGGUGACCAGCAAGCCUGGGGAGAAGAGGGAAGCACUGAUGGCCCCAGUGACUUCAUUUGUUUCUGGAAGCUUCCUCAGGGAGGUGCUUGCCUUCCCAGACUUUUGCUCCCACCUGGCCAGACUCGGGAAGGGCCAGUCCGCCUUUGCCACCACGAAGGCUAAAGCCAGCUUUGACUUCCGCAAGUACAUCAGUCCCCCUUUAUCACACAGAUACUUAGACCGCUAAAAACUAGUAGUGAAUGAUUUC